CACGGAUGAAUAACGCUUUUUAACUUUCGAAGGAACGGCAACAGACAGUGAAUCCCCAUUACAUUCCACGUUUAUUCACGCUAUCUCGCUGCCACAAGGGAUGUUCACUCGACCGCGACAGCGACAGGAUGCAAAUGACUCACUUUUCGUUUUACGACCAUGAUGCAACGUAAUCAGAGCGCGCACACUGCCUGGGUUGGACUGUAAAGAGUUGUCUUGUUUCUUUUGUAUAACAUGAUUGAUAGGUAGGCGUUUAACAAAUAUUUGUUUCUUCAUGAAUAUUUCCUACUCUUGAUUACACACUGAGAAAUGUCACGAUCCAUGUCAAGAGCAAUUAAAUUCUCUUCGCUGUUCUUAUUUGAAAGCUCUUUCACCAAGGUAACAUUAAAUGCACGUAAAACGCUUUAUAUGGGGUAAAAUAGCCUUAUCAGUGGAUUGAUGUAAUUAUAAUAUAAAACGCACGGAUAUUAUGUAACAUUUUUGUUCGAGUCUUGUGAGGGCGACGAGAAUCCGAGCAAUGAGGAAAAUUGUUCAUCAGGUAUAUAUACAGCAUUUGUGUAACGUGCGAGAAAAACAUCACUUUGCCUGAACACUUCGAAAAGUUUUGCGGAUACUGGCAUAAACAAAAGUUUUGUAUUCCCCCAACUGAGGUAAUCACAUAUGAGUUUCAACAUUUUCAGUUGUCAGGAAGUGCAAAUGACCUCUGGAGGAAAGGUAGCGGCAUUGUCUAUUUAGUCGGGUAGACUUUACCCCGUGGGAAAGCCGCAAAUGAAAGCGUUGCGUGGGAAAGCAGCAAUUGAAGCGUUGCGAUAAUUCAACGCAGCAAAAUUUUACUUUCUAUGGGGCAACUUUUUAGGUCAUAUUAAUUUUGGGAAGUACACAUUGUUUUCGACAUGUAAUCAAUACAAUGACAGGUUCAGUGAUAUCAGAGCUUGACUCUAAAUUAGAGUCAUCGAAACUUGAUUUCAAUUUCAUUUUGUAUCUUUUUUUGUUUCUAUUCCACGUUUUGAUUUGUAACCAAACAAUUGUCUUCCAGUUCAUUUGCAUGGACUGCUCACACACGUUUCUAUGCUCUCUUUAGAUUUGCAUGACAUCCUCCGCUGAAAGACGGCUUUUACUGAUUUUGAGGAGGCUAAGUUAAAAAUGUUUUGCUGUGAUUUUUCAUCAAGAAGAAGAAGAAUGCUGGCGAACAGGCUGCUGAUAAUAUCAUCAGUUAUAGUAUUACUUGUCCUGAUAAGCCUCCAUCUGGUAAUUUUACCAUCAGUGAGCGGGGGAUAUAACGAGGAAUGUUACUUGCCACUGGAGAGACGUCAAACGUUAAGGAUGAUGGUGAAGAACAUUUCACGGGUGUUUGACAAGUACGGUGUUCAGUAUUGGCUCGAUUAUGGUGAGUUUCGCAUUCAUUUCCAAGUUUAAAUAUAAUUGUAACGUCACCGCGCGCAAAAAAACCAACGCCAAAUUUUAAAAGGACGCAUCGUUUCAAAGAAUUGUGUUAAGAAUCUACGGACUCGUAUUGAGACACCUAGAAAACGUAUCGUGCCUUUAUUUCCAUCGCUAUCACUUUGUGGCGCAUUUUGCGGGCUACAAUGGAUAUUUUUGUGCUAAAAUGUACUUAGGCCCGCUCGCAUGCUCGCGUGGUUGUUCAGACUAAUUUGUCAUUCUUUUUUAGUUCUUAUUUUUCUCAAUGCCCUCUCAUGUGAUAAUAAUAGUAAUAUGGUUGAUGUUCCUGAGCUAAAUUCAAUUUUUGGGUCUCUCUAAGAGUCAAGUUAAUCCUCGCCUUACGAAUCAGUAGUAUGACUAGUAUAGGGGGUCUGUUGGACUGGCAUGAAAGUGAGGCUCUAAGAAAAAAUUGGUCACGCAAACUACCAAUGUCACGCGCCAGGAGAGGACAGCAUGCGACAGGAAAAAAUGUUUUCCUGCACGCGUUUGUGUGGUAAGUAACUCAUGUCGGCGGGAGAUAUUAUCAGCAUGCUUUUUUUCUAUAAACAAAAUAGUACGAUUAGAUGUCUAUCAUUUUAUGAUGGAUCGUCUUCGAAAUUGGCGCAAACAAUCGUCUCUUUCUCCGCCGAGUUAUCAAUUCAUUUAUUAUUCGUUUGACGAGAAAACACGUUAUACGUCUGAAGUGCCUCACCAUCACUCAAAAUUUUUAAUGGGUUCUUCCAAGACGUUUCGAUUUAGUCAUUGCCCUUACACCGCUGAAUCUGUCUUGUCAGUGAUGUGGUGUCCAAAAUGUAAACAUGCAGCUGUGUCUGUUUACACACGAGUUUCACUUUAUUGAGAGAAGAAAAAAGAUACGUGCGUGUGGGCAUGAUUUUGAAGAGGCCAUGCAUGCCUAUGACAAUUGGAGGAACCCGAGGAAAGAUGUGACAGAUUUGAUCGGUCAAAUGGAAGCGUUGAUAGUGGUUAAAUAUUCGCCUCGAUGGUAUAAUAUUGUGGAAAGAAACAGGAGACACAUUGGACAACUAGUUGUGUAUGUGUCAAGACAUGGUGGGAUCCUCUUGUGUGAAAAAAAUUCGUCGCUUGAAAAGAAAGAUCCGUUUGCAAGCUUCGGAGCAUGCUCAAGACAUUGAAAAAUACAAAGCUAUGAUUGACGAGAUGAAGUUACGUGAGAGACAUCGUGAACUUGUAUUUUAAGCGGCUUUACAUCAUAUUCACGAACCGACAGGGAUGAGAGAUGGAUGGAUCGAUGGCGCUACUUGGGAUACAGAAAUUAUAGAAAGAUUAAUCUUAUAAGCAUUGAUAUAAGUGAAAAGUUGACAUUGAUAAACAGUAAAUAGAGGUCUUCAUGUUCACUCAUUAAAAAUGCAUGUAACGCAUAAAAGGAUUGACUAAAAUCUUCUACGGGAAAUUCAAUCUGAAAAAUAAAAAUUAAUCACUCGUGUAAAUUCUUAUAGUACCACCCGUAGGUAAAAAAUUUUGUCUGAUCCACGAUAUUCCAUUAUCUGUAUUUCUUCAUCAUUUGAAAAGGUUAAACAGUGAAAGUGUUCGCUCAAAGUAUAGACACUAUUUACUAACAUAUAAAACAUUUCAUCAUCAAAUUGAAUCACUAAGUUCAUGUCUUCUGAUGGUAAAUAACGUAAAAUCAAAUGAAAUGAUGUGUAAAUAUCUUUCAUUUCAUCGGGUUCAUACUGGAAAUGUUCGAUCUAGAAAAAUUAAAAAAUGAAGAUCGUUACUGUUUUGCCUACAAGUAAAAAGGUGGUAGUUAGCCAAUAAUACUCGGUGCGUCUAUGUCUACCUUCAUGAAAGCAACGAAACCAUGUAUACGAAUCAUACACACGAAGUACAUUUCUUAGAAAAUCGAUAUUUUCAAAUUGAAAAGCUAGAUUGAAUCCUUCUGUUCUUAAUUCAGUUACAAUCAAACGGAAAAAUGCGUAAAGAUCUCCAAUUUCCUCAGGGCGGUAAAGUGGUUUAUAUUCAUCUAAAAAAGUCAAAGUGCAAAUGGUUACUACAUUAGUUACAUGUAAAAUGAAUUCUAAUAUCGUGUUAUAUCCUAAAGAUAAUCUUACAUCAUCAUGAAAAAAACAGUGAAACAAUUCGUUUAAAGCAUAGACACGAUUCACUUUGAUAUAAAACUGUACCUUAUUAAAUUGAAAGGCUAGAUUCAUGCCUCUCCUUCUUAUCUUUUUACUGAUCUAAAAGAAAAAAUUAUUUAUAUUGAUGAAGAUAAUAUCUAUCGAGUGCAAAUAACCGUACUUCCAUAAAAAAGUUUACAUGAGAAUAACAUCGCAUUCCUCGAUGAUAUUGUGAAUAUAAUCCAAGAAACUCAUUGAUGGUAGGUGAUACUAGAUGAACAAAACCUAAAUCACGAAAGGCGGUUUCAGGAUUUGUAUCACAGGUUUCUAAAAAUUGUUUUGAAACUGAUCACAAAAUUUGACAUGUACUAAUAAUAAAAAUAUUUUGAUGUAAGUGUAACUUUUUAGCGUAGAUGAGACUUUGAAUGGCAUUCUUGACAAAUCGAUGAUUCAGUACAUAACAACACAUCCAGUUUACAGCUCGUAAAUCAUUUUCAGGCGUGUAGGAUCUGAUCUCAUAAAAAAAAAAUUAAGCUGCGUGUAAGAAAAAGUGACGAAUAUGAUAAAUGCUAUUGGUAUACCGAAGUGUUUCUCGACUAGAAAUAACAGAAUGUUGUAAUUUGAAUCUUACGAAAGGAAAAAAUAGAGAAGCAUUAAAAAAGUGUCUUAAAAAUGAAGCAAACGGAAAUUGUCUGCUACGAAAUAAUGAUCGUGUAUUCUCAGGUUAACUGUGUUCAAACCAGGCAUUAAAAUAUCCAUCAAAUUCAAAAUGUUUAUAAAUUUCAACGAGAAUGAGAUCGUCAUGUGAAAUGUUGCGAUAUGUCAUGGCGGUUCGCACAUCAUCGAUUAAUUGUAGCAUGUAAUUAUACAUGAAAUCAUGUUCUAGUAUAAAAUAGGUGGCUUCUAAGAGAUCAGGCAUCUAAAGAUGAAUAGAAAAAGUGGGUCUUAGUCUUAGAUAGUCAUUAUAAUCAUCUAAAAUUCGAAACGAAAAAAAUCAAACAUGGAAAGUGGAAGAAAUAAAUAUGAAAUAGCCUCUAAACUAUAUUUACAAAAGAUGCUAUAAUAACACAAUAGAUGCAUUUCUUCAACAUCAUUUUGUAAUAAUAUAUGUUUCAUGAAAGUUAUUAGCGAAAACCGUUUUGUAGGUAAAUUGAAGUGAGGUUCAAAAGUAUAAAUACGUAGCAUCAUAUAUGGCAUGGAAUCGGGAAAAUUUUGCAUGUACUGAAAGUUAAAAAUAAAAAAAUUACGAUCAGAGUCAGAAGUAAAUAGGCAGAUUUAAUGGAGUCACACGUUCACAACAAUAAUCGACCUGUUCUUCAAUCAACUAAGAAACCAGCCACCCACAACUCCAAAUAGGACACCAAACCAUUUCAUCAAUAUCUUCAUCCUCAAAAAAUAAAAAAUUUUCAUUCUUAGAGUGAGGUGAUAUUCAUUCAUUCCAGCUGACACUUGAGCGAAUGAUACUUAAAGAUCAGAAGAAACACACCUAAUCCACCUACUUGAGUAAUUCGGUCUUCAAUAGCGCCUGGUUCCAACAAGGCUUCCAAAUCUCUAAGGGCUUGUUGACGCUGUUGUUCUCUAUCAGGUACACGGACAGGAUCGGUAGCAGCAAAAGGGGUUCGACAAUUUCCAUAACAAUCGUGCGAGUUCACAUGAUGUUGACGACAGGUACGGUGAAUUCGUCGACUACAACAUAGAGUCGGUUUUGCACCACGUAUCGUCACAUCGAUCAUGACGAGGCAUAAAAAACAGGCGUAGGGCGUAUCAUCCACUUCCACCUCUUGUUGAGCUAAACGUCUUGAUCGUCGUACAGGAGGCAUCUUUAAAAAAAGACAAAUUGUUAUCAAGGUCACAGACAGACACAGAUCAAAUACAUACUUACUCUAUAGCGUGACAGCGUGACAGUAUUGCUCUCUCUUGUCUUCUUGUUCACUUAGUAAUACUAUGAUAAUCAAUGAGGACGAGUUCGCAGUCUUACUUCAUUUUAUAAUAUAGAGUGACGUCAGGAAUUACAUACCCAUACCCCCCUCCCCUUUCCCCAUCCCUAUGAUGUGACAGAUGUCUAUUGGGGUUGACAUGUAAGAUAACAUCUGUCAAUACAUCUACCUAUUCUCGUGUGUGCUGCCACGACUCUCUCCGAUACUAUUCGUUCUUUCUAUUGGUCAGAUUGUACGGCAGAUUUCUUAGCCUUUCUCACCGAAUUGACGGUGAAUGAGUAUGGUGAAGAUCGAGAUGUCAUAUGUAUCUUUCAUGACCUGAAAGGGUACGGUUCAGUGUUUUUACAACAUCAACUGCAAAAAGAAGGAAGACGUAUGGAAGACAUGGUGAAAACCGGUACUAAAGCCCUUUCGUUUUGUGUGGGGCCUAUUUUUUUUAAAGGUUAGCUUUGUUUCUUACCUGUGGCUCUCUUCUUUUUCUACCACCUUUGGUAUUUCUGAAUGGAAAAAAAGGGGUUCUUUCCUCAUCUUUUCAAUAUGUAAGACCAUCAAGAGUAUGUAGGACCUAUCCUAGACAUAGCGUACUAUGAUCCAGAAGGCAUGUCAGCCAAGAAAAGACAAGAAUUUGAAACCUGGUACGCCACCCAACUUCAAGAAGAAGUGAACUUUACUUUGAAAGAAGAAUUGAUUGCUUACUGCAAGUCGGAUGUAGCUUUACUGAAAGCAGGAUGUCAGGUGUGUUUUCUGAAACCCGUUGUUCUCCACCAUUACGUACGUGCUGAAUACGAGGUAUAUCACAAGACGAUGAGGGCAACUGAUGUUCACACCACAAUAACCAUUCUAAGGCUACUCUUGAUCGGUUGACUCUGGCGCCUUUCCAACCACGAGGAGGUUCUACGGCUACGGUCUCAGGUGAGAGAUGACAUUUUCGCCAAUACCGGUUACAAGCUGAGGCAAUCGUAAUACAUUUUUCGUCAGGGUCAAACUGGGAAAUGUCCUUGAAUUCUUGGACAAAUUUCUGACAUCCUGCUUUCAGCAAAGCUACUUUAUCAUGUAGAAUCCAAACCAGCUGCGAUUUCUUUAUCCCAAGUAUCGCCACAGACCCAUCCAUUUCUCAUCCCUAACGGCUCGUGAAUAUGAUUUAAAGCCGCAUAAAAUACAAGUUCUCGAUGUCUCUCGCGUAACUUUAUCUCGUCAAUCUUAGCUUAGUAUUUUUCAAUGUCUUGAGCAUGCUCCGAAGCUUGCAAACGGAUCUUUCUUUCAAGCGACGAAUUUUUUUCAUACAAGAAGGUCCCGCCAUGUCUUGACACAUACACAACUAGUUGUCCAAUGUGUGUCUCCUGUUUCUUUCCACAAUAUUAUACCAUCGAGGCGAAUAUUUGACCAGCAUCAACGCUUCUAUUUGACCGAUCAAAUCUGUCACAUUUUUCCUCUUCCUCUUCCAAUUGUCAUACGCAUGCAUGACCUCUUCAAAAUCAUGCCCACACGAACGUAUCUUUUUCCUAUCUCAAUAAAGCGAAACUCGUGUGUAAACAGAUACAGCUGCAUAUUUACAUUUUGGACAACACAUCAUUGACAAGACAGAUUCAGCGGUGUAACGACAAUGACCGAAUUGAAACGUCUUGGAAGAACCCAUCAGACAUUUUGAGCGAUGGUUAGGCACUUCAGACGUAUAACGUGUUUUCCCGUCAAACGAAUAAUAGAUGAAUUGAUAACUCUUUCCGCCAAAAUCGAAGACGAUCCAUCGUAAAAUGAUAGACAUCUACUCAUACCAUUUUAUUUAUAGAAAAAAGCAUGCUGAUAAUAUCUCCCGCCGCCAUGAGUUACUUACCACACAAACGCGUGUAAGAAAACAUUUUUUCCUGUCGCAUGCUGUCCUCUCCUGGCGUGUGACAUUGGUAGCUUGCGUGACCACUUUUUUCUUAGAGCCUCACUUUCAUGCCAGUCCUACAGACCCCCUAUACUACUCAAAUCGGGCUAAAAUGACUCUGAGACGGGCCCAAAACAUAUCUUAACCAGAGAACAUAAACUCGUUUUUGUUUUAUUGGUGCCGUGUAUUCUUAACCCUUCGACUCCCAAUGUGUCAUUCGUAAUUCCUCUUACCGUUUGCCAUACAACUCUUGUGAUGUUAGUUGGGAGAAUAUGUGAUUGGAUCAACUAAUAAUCCCCAAACUGAUAUAUUUUUUUUAUACUCACUACCAGUCUGCUUGGUUUUGUACUGAUGUUGUAAGGAGAAGUUCUGUCACGGUCACUUAUCAGAGUUAAAGGGUCCAUAUUUGCAAGGUCAUUCCGUCUAUUCGUCGAUCUCUUGUUGUUGUUGUUGUUUUUUUGGUUAUUGACUCAAUCAUUUUUUCAUUAAUUAAUCGAAUCUCUUUCUCUUAUUUACUUCACUUAUAAAACUUCGAUUCUUUUGUAUUCAGGAACCCUGCUUGGCGCCUAUCGCAUAGGAGACAUCUUGCCAUAUGAUCACGAUGCCGACAUUUCUUAUAUUUUGGAAACCGAGAAGCCGGAAGCUUUCCGUGAACUGCGUGAGCUUGGAAUGCAAGCUAAUGGUUUGGUUGCAGUAUUAGGGGAUGUGACUGUGGAUUUUAUGAGAUGGCAACCAGUGAACGUCUCAAGUUACAUUUCUGGAAAAACUGAAACAAUGCUACGCAAAUAUUAUCCUCCUUCAUCAAAGGACAAUCUCAUUCUGAAAUACCAUCAUACGUUGGAAACUUCUCCCAUGUCGUGGGUGGUACCAUUCAAAAAGUUCUAUUUCCAGGAAGUGAACGUCGCACUUCCCAACUCACCGGAUAAAUUACUAGCCUUUAGAUACCCGUAUACGUUCGGAACGCUUGGAUUACCGUUUCCUUAUAAGUGGAAAUGCUGGGUGCCCUGUUAUUUGAGAAAAAGCAAUGGCUGCUAAAGGUAUCCAAUGAAUUAAAACCGAAAAUGUGCACUGUGCUACUACGCUAGUUAAAUUGUCCAUCGCUCUAACGAAGGGCUAACGCUCGAAACGUCAGGUUUUAAACAUUUUACGGUGACUAAUUUACGUCAUCAACUCAGUUAAUAAUAUCAAAUUACCCUGUUAUACUCUCACACCGACGCAACACCACAGUUUCUUAGGAAACAUACACCUUUUAUUCAUACGCUUGAUAAAUACGACAACGCAAUAACGCCUAAAUGCGUAAAUGCAUCCGUUGGCAUACGCAAGAAAAGUGAAGCACUAUCCGGAAUGCAGUUAUCCACAAGGUUAGAGCGCACUGUCCUGAGCGUUGGGAAGGUAAUUACGUUGUUUAUUUUGGCGAAACAUUUGAAUUUCACUACGACUCUCCCCACGUAUUAGUAGCCUUUUUUGUGCAUCAUAGCGCACACAAAACCGCUGCUAACGCAGGCUCAAGGGGCGGCAAUAAUGAAUCCAAUCACAGGGUUGCAGGAAGAAAACCAAAGUACGAAGAUGCAGAGAGGAUCAAGUGGAAUAUGAGAAUCCAUAUGUUAAUUUUUUAGAGGUUUUAAGGAAAUAUUUAUAUACUUUUAUGUGAUUAAAUCAGCAAAAUAUUUAAGAAUGUAAUAUUUAUUAAUGAUGUAAUCGCUUAAAUUUAAAAGUCGUCUGAGCAAAUAAUAAUUAAAGUUUUAUUAACAGCAGGCACAC
This is a messenger RNA of Pocillopora meandrina, 9080 nucleotides long. NCBI's taxonomy places the organism in Eukaryota, Metazoa, Cnidaria, Anthozoa, Scleractinia, Pocilloporidae. The record is from the annotation of a GenBank genome assembly.